This is a messenger RNA of Pimephales promelas (fathead minnow), 1370 nucleotides long. The record is from RefSeq and is a predicted model, not a curated record. NCBI's taxonomy places the organism in Eukaryota, Metazoa, Chordata, Actinopteri, Cypriniformes, Leuciscidae.
CACACACACACACACACCGGCAGCUCCAUUAGCUCCUCCAGCAUCAGUGAUGGUGGGAGCGAUGAGGACACACACACUCCUCCGCCGGGAGAAGCGCAGGGACGUCCUGCUGUACAUCAUCUCUGCCGUCUUCGUCGUUCUGCUCGUCUUCGCGGCGGCACGGCUCGUCUCCCGCGCGGGUGAGGGUGUCCAGCGCGCCGCUUCUGCCCGAGUCCGUCGAGACGUCGGGAAUGCGAGCGAGUGCAUCCCGCCGCAGUCCUCGGAGUUUCCUGAGGGAUUCUUCACGCUUCAGGAGAGGAGAGACGGCGGGAUCCUGAUCCACUUCAUGAUCGUCUUCUACAUGCUCCUGGCCGUGUCCAUCGUGUGCGACGACUACUUCCUGCCGUCGCUGGAGGUCAUCAGCGAGCGACUCGGUCUUUCUCAAGAUGUUGCUGGAGCCACGUUCAUGGCAGCGGGAAGUUCGGCACCAGAACUCGUCACUGCGUUUCUGGGUGUGUUUGUGACUAAAGGAGACAUCGGCGUGAGCACCAUCAUGGGGUCGGCCGUGUACAACCUCCUGUGCAUCUGUGCGGCGUGCGGCCUCCUGACCUCUGUGACGGCUCGUCUCACGUGCUGGCCGUUAUUCAGAGACUGUGUCGCAUACGCCAUCAGCGUCGCCGCCGUCAUCGCCAUCAUCUCAGAUAACAGAGUUUACUGGUAUGACGGCGCGUGCCUCCUGCUGGUGUACGGUGUGUAUGUGCUGGUGCUGUGCUUCGACCUGAGGAUCAGCGAGUACGUGCUGCGGCGCUUCAGCCCGUGUUGUGUGUGUGUGAGCAAGAGCUCGGGCGAGGCCGAGGAGCAGCCGCUGGUGGGGUGGAGCGACGGCAGUCUGCGGGUUCACCGGCGCUCCCGAGCCGACAGCGGCAUCUUCCAGGACGAGUCCGGAUACUCCCAGCUCUCGCUCAGCCUGCACGGCCUCAACGAGAUCGGAAAAGAACAGAAGAGUGUGUUCUCGAUGCCCGAACACGACCUGAAGCGGAUCCUGUGGGUUCUGUCUCUGCCGGUCAUCGUGUUGCUGUUCCUGACCGUUCCCGACUGCAGGAGACGCUUCUGGAAGAGAUGGUACAUAAUCACGUUCCUGAUGUCUGCCGUCUGGAUCUCCGCCUUCACAUACGUCCUGGUGUGGAUGGUCACCAUCGUGGGUGAGACGCUGGGAAUCCCGGACACAGUCAUGGGAAUGACGCUCCUGGCAGCAGGAACCAGCAUUCCCGACACCGUGGCCAGUGUGAUGGUGGCUCGCGAAGGUAAAGAACCGGCCUUGAGCACACAAACAUCACAUGACCAGCUUAUUUAUCUAUCCUUCAUUUAACCAGAUAAAUCCCAUGAGAUAU